UUUUACCAAAGGAUGUGUGAUUUGGAACGAGGAUAAAUUUUGAAAGCAUUAUUUAUAUAAAAGGAACACUCUCCAAAAAAGUGUCUGUGCUCGCAAGAUCGAAGAUGUGCCGAGUGAUGAAUCGCGGAUUGGCAGUGGUUCUUCUGUUCAUAUUGUCAGAUUCAGUAGCAGAAUCAGCAGAAGUGAUCCAAAAUGGAUUGGGAAAGCUAAAGUUUACUUCCUUCCAAUCUUGCACGAUUCCUGAGUCGAAAGAAUACUACUACACCUCAUUUGAUGGAACAAAACGAUUUCUUCCGAAAACUGACAAAAUAGAUGGCAACGGUCAGCAAGCGGUUAGGGUCAAAUGUUUCGAGUCCUCCAAGCAAAGCAAAGCAUCAGAUGUGGUUGUUUGUUUCAAUGGAGAAUGGUUUCCCAGUGACCACGGCUGUGUGACUAGAUCUUGCGAUCCAGUUGCUAAUACGACUUCAACCAACUACACGUGCACUACAGCCGAGGGUAGAGACAUCGCUUGUGACACACCGGUCCCGAUCAACUCCAAAAUCACCAUUCACUGUUCACACUGGAGAUAUAUGAACCCCAACCCCAAAAACACUAGCAAGUUAUGUUUGGAAGAUGGAAGAUGGGAGAAGUGGGACACUUGCAUACUUGAAUGUGGUGGAACACUUGUCAAGCCCCUUGACGACUUAUCAGAAAUAGCACUCUACCAGAACCCCUGGCAUGUUAUCAUUUAUCGUUUGGAAGAUAGCAAAUGGACUGAGAAGUGUGUAGGCACAAUUCUCAAUAAUUACAUGAUCAUCACUGCUCAUAUUUGUUUUGAUUUUAUGUCAUUUGAAGCAAAAUCAGCGAAAGUUGCAGUAGGACAGUACUACAGAGAUUUCGAAACAGCACAGUCCUUAUCUCGCAUUUAUGAUGUAGUUUUGAGUCCGGUUAUGUUUAGUCCGUUGUAUGAAAUGUCACCCCUUGUCAUAAUCAUGACUGAGACCUAUAUACAUUACACUGACACAGUCGUCAAUGCGUGUUUCAACUUCAAACCAGUGGGAGAAAUUGAUAGACUUCUAUGGAAAAAUCCAAUAGAAUGGCGAAUUGCGAUUUUGAGAAAAGACUCAGGAUCUACUUUAAAGGAAACAGAAAAUAUGUUGGUUGCUUCCAAUUCAGAAUGCCUGUCUAAAUAUGCCGAUCAAUUGAAAGGAAAACGACUACGUUCUGACCAGUUCUGUGCCGUUUUUAAAAGUCAAAGACAAUUCAAUACCACCGACAUUGGAGCGGGUCUCAUGUCUCUUGUCAUAUCACGGGGUAAGUCGAAGCGCUUCUACUUGAGAGGAAUAUUGGACGGUUCAAGUGAAGAUGGUGGAGUUUUAACUUUUACCGAUAUUUGGAGCAUGGAUAACCAGAUUUUUCUCCACUCAGCUAUAAAUGAAUUCAGAGAAACACAUGAGCAUGAUACUGGUUAAAAAAACGUUUUACUGAUUUUUACUUUUUAUGGUACUACCUAUCUAUUUAAUUAUACAAAGCAUUGGUGAGGCCUGUGGUGAGUUACGGAUCGGAAACAUGGGUGCUUACAGCUGGAGAUGUGCAAAGAUUGAGAGUUUUUGAAAGGAAGGUAGUGAGAAGAAUCAUGGGUCCUGUUUUUGAGAAUGGUCUUUGGAGAGGAAGAAAAAAUUUGGAAAUAGAGCAGUUCUUAAACAAUGAAAACAUUGUGCGGUUUAUUAAAGCUGGCAGAAUAAGAUGGAUGGGACAUAUGGUGAGAAUGGGAGAUGAAAGAGUAGUGAAAUGUAUAUGGAAGGACAGGAUAUAUAACAGAAGAAGAAAAGGUCGACCGAGAAAUAGAUGGACGGAUGAUGUGGAACGAGAUCUGAGAACGAAGGAGUUCGUAACUGGAGGGGGCAGGCCGAGGAUCGUGACAGAUGGAGAGGCUAUGUGAGGGAGGCCAAGGGUUGCAAAGACCUGUAGAGCUGAGGAGUAAGUAAGGUACUAUCAAGCUAUCAAAUAAAAAAGUUUUCUCUUAAUUUUAUUUCCGAUCAUUAACCUUUUGAGAUA
Nilaparvata lugens (brown planthopper) is the source of this 2037-nucleotide messenger RNA. RefSeq lists its product as uncharacterized. The record is from RefSeq and is a predicted model, not a curated record. Bases 105 to 1451 code for a protein of 448 amino acids. The transcript is spliced from 2 exons. Gene Ontology annotation, molecular function: serine-type endopeptidase activity. Lineage: Eukaryota; Metazoa; Arthropoda; Insecta; Hemiptera; Delphacidae. Gene Ontology annotation, biological process: proteolysis.